ACACAUCCAGUACAGUCAAGGGGAAAUACCGCUCCACGGCUCUCAAUUUCCAAACACUUAUUUUACAUGCCGACUGAAAAGACGUGGAAAGCGCGGGAAUUUUACUCCCUACCUGGAUGCAGCACGAUCUGAGCGAGGUUAUCAAACACACGUUGUGUUGCAUUCGAUUUUGAAACCAACUCGGAAGGAAACUCGACCUAUAUCCGAUACAACAACUAUUGUUUUUGUCUUUUUAUUGAAAUAGAAAGGACAGCGGGAGAAUAUUAUUUCGAGAUUACAUGUCAGUGACUGAUAUAGAAUUUACAGUAUCGCGAUAUCUAACGGCUAUAUUUCAUCGUCAGCUUGAUUUACAUGAAUUUAUUGUACAGGGGUAAUGUGAAUCGUAAUUUUGGAGGAAUCAGAGGAAUAUUUUGAAGGUAGCUGUCACAAUGAGAACUCUUGAGAGAAAGAAGAAAAUUUGCCGGAAGGAAUCUCUUUUAAAUACGUCUGGGCUUCUCACAGAGGAAACGUUACAGGACAGACUGAUUAGAACAGACGAAAGGGAAAAUUUCAAGAGGAGAACGAUCAUCGUCGAAAAGCAAGCAGGAACGUUUGGAUUUGAGCUUCAGACCUAUGCCAUACAUCACAAAGGACGAAAUGAAUUAGAGCUAUGUACCUAUGUAUGCGACGUUCAUCCCGAUGGCCCAGCCUACCUAGCCGGAAUGAGAGCAGGUGACAUUAUUCUGUCGGUGAAUGGUAUAUGUGUUGAAAGAUCUUCGCAUGAGAUGAUCGUCCAUCUUAUUACUGUUUCUCCAAACUCUCUAAGAUUGGUACUUCUCUUCGAAGACUGUGUGAAGAAAGUGGAACACAACAAAAAGCUCGUCAAAUUAAAGAGAAUGUUGUAUGAUAAAAAGCUAGCAUAUCGCGCCCUCCAAGCCCAAGAGAAACGAGUGAUGCUAGGAUUGGCGAGAUAUGAACUCAAUAGCAUGACAUCACUAGCCUCGGAUGACAGCGGUUUCUAUUCAUCACCGGGAUCAUCCCAGCUCAGCAGCAAGUCACAGUCAAUGAGCUCCAUCAGUUCAGGAGGGUUCAAUUUAUCACAGAUUCCUGGCAACGAGAGUCUAGAACAAAUUGCUCUGUUGGACGUCUAAUAAGUUUUGAAAAUGGACACUACUGACUUUGCUCAAAUAUGAACUAAUAGUUGACAAUCCGAUGAAAAACCAAUGGUGACCGUCACAAGAAUGAAAGUUUCAUGAACUUUUGUGCUUUAAAGUCUGAUCGUUGUGAAAUGAUACGACUAAGUAUAAAUAAGAAGAAUGGACAUACGAUAAUGCCCGUUCCUUUACCAUGCAUGCAUGGGUAGAUUUCUCAACAUCAGACCUCCCAUCAUUGGCAUAAUUAUUGUUUGAUGAACAAAAUUCAAAAUUUUUCGAGGAACACGCCCCCUCCCCUCCCCAGGUCGCCGCCCCAUCGUAUUGUGUCUGUUUUGUUUUACGCAAAAGGGGUGAUCUAAUUUUUGACCCUAUAAAAGACACUCUCUCAAAUCAUAACGCCAAAAGGGUGAUUACAUGUUUUUUAAAAGUAUAUUGACAAGAAAUGUGUCCUCACAAAUUUUGCCCCCCCCCCCCAAAAAAAAAAAAACGCUGGUAACAUCUUAGCAGAGCUUAAGAAGCUAGUUAUUAUGUUUAUUAUAUUGUUCUGUUCGUCUUCUAUAUUUGACAUGUUUGAAGGGUAUCGAAAUAAGAUGUACAUAAUCAUUUCCUUAUUAGGUAAUAUUUUCAUAUCCUUUUGCCAUGUUGUAGGAGUGUGGAAGCAUCGCGAUCGUCAACAACAUGAAGAAGAAAAAAGGAACGCUUACGCGUUGCCAUUAUUAUUACGUGAUUUGUGCAAUAUAGGUAUUUCAGUAAGUCAAUUUACCAUUAGUUUCGAAUCUGCAAGCGUUCUUGCCUGUUCAGUAUUUUAUUUAUACCAACUGAAUGUCUACAUGCAGAUUUAUAUUUGCAUUUUUGUUACAAUACAUGUAUUUAACUUGAAGUUCCCAUUAUAUUAUUAUAAAGUUGUAAUCACUACACUGAGAAUUUCAAUUGUCCGGCAAUUAUAAUGUUCUGGUUGUGUUUAUCUGUAUCUGUCUGUUCAUCAUGGUCUUUAACGGUUUCCCCGUCUUCUCUCUUCUCUUUUGUCAAUUAUUAUGUUUUGUUUGUUACAAAACAGAAUGUCGAAAAAGAACAAGCAUGAUUAAACAGGUAUAUCGUGAUCAUUCUACAUGACUUGUAUUCGUAUUAAGGCAUGUUGGGUUCUUGAAAGCGGAAAUCUUUUUUUUUUGACGUCAAAUUGGAUCUAAUUUAAGCAGAAAAGAGAACUAAACAUAUCGAUAACAUUUUAGCGAAAUUCAUUUAAGAUAAUGGAUUCACGAUUUUCUUUUAAAUUUGUAUUAUGAUGUCACACGCGAGCUGCUCUCAUUGUACACAAAAUUAUGUGGAGAAGCUCGCAAGUAUAACGUCACAGAAUUAAGAGUAAAACGUAAUUCUGUUAUCCUUGUAUGACACUACCCCUCACAUAAAGAGAUGGAAUCUAUUUUACUGCAAUUGAAUGUCUCCGCCCAAUCCUCCACUUCGCAGGAGGCAAUCGAAGAUCACCAGGCUGUGGUUUAAAAAAUCGCCAUAACACCGCCAGCGACCGUGUUGACUCCGCAUGCUAACCGUCACUGAUAUUUCCAUCUGCCAUGAACCUUGAAAUUUUCUGGGAACCGCCCCAAAUCAAAGUAAAACAAGAAAUCAAACUUUAAUAUUCGUGGUUCUUUUGGCGGUUUGGAGUGGUCUGUGUUCAGAACGCAGAAGGGCGAAUACAUGAUUUUACCUUGAUAACACGGGAUACAUCAAUAUAAUAUGGGGAGCGUGUCAUCAACAUUUCAGUCUGACAAGUUGUCAGGUCAGACAACUUUCUUUGAUAAUGAUUGGCUGAGAGGCAGUGUUACCAUAGUUUCUGUCAGAUAUAACAGUACUUGUCGGAUAAAACGUCUGACAAGUACUUUCUUGAAACGCUCCCCUGAUCAUAUUGAUGAAGCUUUACGAUUUGGUGGCGGAGUUAACACGGAAGUAUAUCAGCUUCAUCAAGGAGCCAAGCGGUGGAAUUGCGCUUUAUAAUAAUGAUAAUAAUAAUGAUAAAAAUAAUAAUAAUAAUAAUCAUUUGUAUAGCGCCAUCUAUGUAGAAACACUCUAUUCCGAGGCCCAUUGUUAUUAUUAUUACCCCGGCUUUAGCUCGAGCUGCCUUUCAGCGCUCGUGCAUUUAAGGAAUUAAUCCUCCCGGGUACCAAUUCACUUCACCUGGGUCGAUUGCAGCACAGUAUGGAUAAAUAUCUUGCGUUUGAAGCGUAGUAGAUAAAAAAAAAGCUGAAACCAAGUGUCAUUUCGACGUCACACAUGAAUAAAUUUAGGCAUUUCUUAGAUGACGGUUCAUGAUGUGACUGCCCCAUCCAGUGUGCCUCCCUUUCCAAAAUAACCUGCGCGUCAUGUUUUAUCCAAUUUAAAUUAUGUUUGUUUAUCUAAAUGAAUAGGGUCUAUUUUGUGUGAAAAUGUAAUGUAAAUAACGAUGAAAUGUAAAUAACUAUUUUAGUAACAGAUGAUAUAAAUAAAAACUGAGUUAAUGUUA
Messenger RNA from Lytechinus pictus (painted urchin), 3627 nucleotides. RefSeq names its product protein TAMALIN-like. Lineage: Eukaryota; Metazoa; Echinodermata; Echinoidea; Temnopleuroida; Toxopneustidae. Gene Ontology annotation, molecular function: protein binding. The record is from RefSeq and is a predicted model, not a curated record. The coding region runs from base 429 to 1130 and encodes 233 amino acids. The transcript is spliced from 6 exons.